Funneliformis mosseae is the source of this 372-nucleotide messenger RNA. Lineage: Eukaryota; Fungi; Glomeromycota; Glomeromycetes; Glomerales; Glomeraceae. The record is from the annotation of a GenBank genome assembly.
AUGAACGGAAAUGGAACUUUCGUUUCUGGAUCAUAUAUAUCCAAAAGAGAGCAAAAGGAAAAUAAUAAAAAUAAUGUCAAAUCAAAAUGGAGAAAAUUGGACGAUGUCAAAAUUCCCCCUUUCCUUCAACCACGAACACCCGAACAUCAAAUAUUUUCUCCAAAUGCUAUCGACAAUCCUGGAGAAAAUAUUUCUGAACUAUUUACCUCAUAUCGUUCUAAAGUAUUACCAAUUGCACAAGGGGUAGGUUUGUCGAUUGCGACGGACUAUCGUGAAGUAUUGAGCUUGUCUCAUAUUUUAUUAUUACAAGCUGGCGAUUUCUCGGACCUGCAGAUCCAAGAAUUUUCUGAAAACACGUUAGAACAAUUAUGA